AGCCGCGGCGCGACGAAAGGGGGCGGCCGUCUGUUCCUUUAAAGCGGCCUGCAACUGUCUCAAGAGCGCAUCUGCUGUCAAAAUCACAAUUGCCACCACCACAACCAACCAUCACCACCUCGCUUUUUAAGAAGCAACGAUGGCGAUGCAACACGGCAUCCUGCCAACGACGCAAGACAAGGACAAUGAGGAGAGGGUCGCCCUACUCGACGAUGUGGACAAUGUCCAGAUCGACCUCGGAGAAAAGGGCUUUGUCUACAGCCCUACGCCACUGUCCGAUAAGGAGGAACAGAGAGCGCGUGCCAAGAAAAGUGGCCUGACUACGAAGCGCUUCCUCGCCCUUCUCGUCGGCGCCGUCGUGGCGGGUGGCACGGUGGCCACCUUUGGCCCUCGACCUCAGUUCCUGUCUCGCUUCGGCUUCCCGGGAGGACAUCCAGGAGGACGUGGACCUCACCACCGACCGCACUUCGAGCCGCUCGAAUGUUUCGCUAUGUCGGAGGACAAGCCCUCGGUCAACUUUACCCUGACCCUUCCCCACCCAGGCCAGCCGAUCUACCUGCACCCCAGCAUGUCCACCGGCCAGAUCAAGGUCACGAAUGAGCCCAAACCCGAGGGCCUGGAGCUUCCGCCUCCUCCUCCUCCUCCUGGCCCCCCUGGCCCCCCUGGCCCCCCUGGGCCUCCAGGAUCUCACGGUCAUCCCGGCCCUCCAGGCCCACCAGGCCCGCCUGGUCCCCCUGGUCCCCACGGCCCUGGUCAUCAUGAUGGACCUGGCCACGAGCACGGUCCUCACCCUCACCACGGCCCUACUUCGACGAUCAUGGUUGGCGUCAAGCUUCCCAAGACGUCCAAGGAGGUCAUCGACAGCAGCAAGAAGGCCGAAGAGUUCUACGUAUGCUCGCUUCAGCUGCCCCACGGUCAGAUUGGCAUGGGUCUUUUCCAUGAGAAGCCUGCUCCUGGAAAGCACCCUCUUCCUCACCAUCCUCGCCCACACGAGCACGAGCACGAGCACGAGCACGAGCGCAAGGGCAAGAAGGAGCACAAGCACAAGGCCAAGAAGGAAGACAAUGCUCACGAAGCCAAGGAUGGAGAAGAGGAUGGCAAGAAGCCCGAGCCCAAGCCCGAGCCUCUGCCUCUGCCCGCCGUUGACGUGCACAUUUCGGUGCCCUUUGGCCAGCCUUUCACCCUGACGACUGACCGCCCGGGCCCGCCUCAUCGCGGUCCCUUUGACCGUCGCCCUCCGCCUCCUCCUCAUGGAGGACGCCUGGGCAUGCCUCCGCCACCCCCUCAUCGCGGUCCUCACGGUGGCCCUCUCCAACGUGGACCCAAGCCGACGAUCCACGUCGACCUUGAGAAGCCCUCCACCGAAACGACUGUGACGCAGCACCAAAAGAACGGCGCGAACCUUCGCAUCACGGCCAACCAGCGUCCUUCGACCCUUUCGUCGCUCUUGCACCAGAUGCAGUGCACUUGCGGCACCGUCGUUCGUUUCAUCCACAUCUACAUCUUCAGGAGGCCCGUGUCCGACAAGGUGCCUCAAGCGAUCAAGCCUUGAUGGGCGUCAUCGCCUCUCACACUCACUGAUUGUCCGUAUCUACCCCCUUCCCCACUUAGUAGUAGCCUCCUGCCCACACCUCCCCCUUCUCGAUGUAGAUUUAAUCUUUUUUGGUCCCACACCCCAUUUGCCCCGAUCUUUAACAAUCGACCGUUUCCCCUUCACUGCGAGACAAAUGGCGGAAGAAGAUUGAAAUGUCCAUGUUGAUUGUAAUAAGAGAGGAGAGAGAUAGCAGAGAGACAGGUCGGCGAGAAUUAGAGAGCACU
This is a messenger RNA of Acaromyces ingoldii, 1818 nucleotides long. RefSeq lists its product as hypothetical. The transcript has 2 exons. NCBI's taxonomy places the organism in Eukaryota, Fungi, Basidiomycota, Exobasidiomycetes, Exobasidiales, Cryptobasidiaceae. Bases 140 to 1552 code for a protein of 470 amino acids. The record is from RefSeq and is a predicted model, not a curated record.